AUGAUAAUAAGAAGCUUGCACCUGCGGCAUGGCCGCCUCGCUCUACCCAAAUCUUCCACCCCCAGUGGUACCCUCCGUCGACGAGCCUUUACCACCACUCCUCUCCUGCGACAGCAACAGCAGCAGAGCAAUGUCCACUCUCACGCCAAAACGCUGCCAUCAGAAAUUCGCGACUACAACGACCCGGUAGCACAAGACUUCGCCUUCUUCCACCACCAGAAAGCACAUACCCAACAUGUGGGCUCCUCCCUUGCUCCGCAUUACCGGUCUCAUGAACUGGUCGCAGAUCCUCCGCGACCGCAGGAUAUCACGCUGCAACUCUUGAUGGCAAGCCAGUCACACAUCGGUCACGCGACAAGUCUGUGGCAUCCAGCGAACGCCAAAUACAUCUUUGGCGUUCGCGGUGAACACGAUCCCAUACACAUCAUCAGUCCAGACAUCACGGCUGCAUACUUACGGCGCGCAUGUAAGAUCAUCCGGGGUGUUACAUCAAGAGGUGGGCUUGUGCUGUUCGUGGGAACUAGAGAAGGUCAGGCGCGUGCUGUCGUCAGGGCGGCAGAGCUAUCGAAAGGAUGCCAUCUGUUCACAAAAUGGAUCGCUGGUAGCAUUACCAAUGGUCAGCAGAUCCUCGGUGCAUGCGCGAAGAAAGUUGUGGAUGAGAACGAUAAACCAAUUCCUGGUUUUGGCGACCAGCUCCCGCAGACUGCGGCGCUCAAACCGGAUCUCGUGGUCUGUUUGAACCCGCUUGAGAACUACAUCCUACUGCAUGAAUGUGGGCUACACAACAUUCCAACAAUCGGCAUUGUCGACACCGAUGUCAAUCCGACCUGGCUAACGUACCCUAUUCCUGCGAACGACGACAGCCAGCGGUGCGUGCAGGUCAUCUGCGGUGCACUUGGACGAGCUGGAGAAGAAGGCCAGAAGAUGCGUUUGGGAAGAGCUAGGCAGGGUGUCGUAGUGAGCAUGCCGUCUCACGGCCUCAACCCACCCACAGAAGGUCAAGCAGAACGUGAUCUGGAGCUGGAGGAGAGGGCUCGACUAGCGGAGGCCGCGAUUCAAGAAGAGCUGAUGAUCGAAUCUGAAGCGGCAGCCGCCGAGCACGCACGACAGCGUCGUUCUCUGCCUAACCCAGAGGCCCAGGAUGCCGACUUUGCUGAGCUGGCGGCGCUGGAAGACGGUGUGUCUGUGGACACCUCGAUGUUGGACCGGUCAUUGAAGCGGGAUCAGUCGGACGAUGAGUACGACCUGGAAGAAGACAUUGUGCAAUCGUACCAACACGACCAGGCUCUGAGCCGAGAGGAGCUUGCUGAAGUCCCUCUAACAGCUGACACGACCGGGUCUGGUGAGGCGUCAUCCGAAAGCAUGGAUGAAGCAUCAAGAAGGGAUGAAAGAGGGUAG
Saxophila tyrrhenica is the source of this 1398-nucleotide messenger RNA. RefSeq lists its product as uncharacterized. Gene Ontology annotation, cellular component: ribosome; mitochondrial small ribosomal subunit. The coding region runs from base 1 to 1398 and encodes 465 amino acids. The transcript has 2 exons. NCBI's taxonomy places the organism in Eukaryota, Fungi, Ascomycota, Dothideomycetes, Mycosphaerellales, Extremaceae. Gene Ontology annotation, biological process: translation. Gene Ontology annotation, molecular function: structural constituent of ribosome. The record is from RefSeq and is a predicted model, not a curated record.